Patiria miniata (bat star) is the source of this 4469-nucleotide messenger RNA. Its product is annotated as cyclin-F-like. The transcript has 16 exons. Gene Ontology annotation, biological process: regulation of cyclin-dependent protein serine/threonine kinase activity; mitotic cell cycle phase transition. NCBI's taxonomy places the organism in Eukaryota, Metazoa, Echinodermata, Asteroidea, Valvatida, Asterinidae. Bases 181 to 2598 code for a protein of 805 amino acids. Gene Ontology annotation, cellular component: nucleus; cyclin-dependent protein kinase holoenzyme complex; centrosome. Gene Ontology annotation, molecular function: protein binding; cyclin-dependent protein serine/threonine kinase regulator activity. The record is from RefSeq and is a predicted model, not a curated record.
UCAGCUGGCGUGCAUGCGAACGCGAACACCAAAGAGGGGGACUCGAGGGGGGUAGGCCUAGUCAGAGUUUUCAUCAUUUUUUCAACAUUUGUAGAUUAAGUAUUUAGUUUGUUUUCACUGUGUAUAUGUUGUUAGAGUUCUACAUGUUAUAAAAGAAAAUUCAAAGCUGCCAAGACCAAGAUGUAUAGAUUGAGAUCCCACUACAAUCUCUGUUGCCUGCCCCAUGAGGUCCUGGUCCAACUCUUCAAAUUUCUGCCUCUCAGAGACUUAAUCAAGACCAGACAGGUUUGCUCCAAGUUUAAAUGGCUAAUCGACAGCACACCCCACUUGUGGACGACAGCAACUCUCGUUGAUGAGUGGCCUAAUAAUGUCAAUUUCAAACACUUUGAAAGGGCAGCUGAGCUGAACAAUGUGGAGGCGUUGAUCAAGUUAGGCAUAGCUUGCCUCUACAAUGAAGGAUAUCCGGGAUCGUUUGAUAACGACACCAAUGCCAAAGGUCAACACGCUGCUGAGUUUCUCUGCCGAGCAGAGAGGCUGCUCAAAGGCAGGGAUCUGUUCCUAUGGGCUCUCAUACGACCCCCCUGGAGCAAGAACGGCGCCUGCUGCAAGGCUUCUGUCUUCACACUGUUAAAGGAAAUGGCAAUCAACUCUCAGGAAUGUGACAAAACAGUUCUAUACUGCAUCGCAAGAAUCAACAUUAUACUGCAGGAGGAAGAUCCUGAUGAUAAUGGGAUGGCAAGGGACACACACAUGUGGCUGUCCAGAGCUGCGGCUGCCGGCUCACACAAAGCCACGCUACAACUCUGGCAAUUCAACGAGAAAGACUGUCUGGAUGCUGCCUCCAAACUGGACAGAAUAAGACAACUCAGGGAAAUUGUAGCGUCGCAACCAUCCAAAGUGGCUAAGAUGGAACUAUUCAACGCUUACGCCAAGGGUCAUUUUGGCGGUCUACCUGAGUCCCAAGCAGCUGAAGCCACCCGCCAAUACAUCCAGGAAUCAGGCCCAGGAAACUCAGAGAAUCUCUUCAAUGUGCAGUCAACGCUCAACAAUGCAAUGAGAUAUAUCUUAGUGGAUUGGUUGGUGGAGGUAGCUGGCAUGAAGGGCUACUCAUCUCACACUCUGCACAUGGUCGUGAGUUGCAUUGAUCGAUACCUCAUGCAUCAACCAGUCACUAGGGGGAAUCUACAACUGGUGGGCAUCACAGCGAUGGUCAUCUGCUCAAGGCUACUGGAGCCAGACAUCAUCACCAUCCGGGAGGCUGCGUGGCUUACAGACGGCACCUACAGAUAUGAGAAGGUGGUCCGAAUGAUGGGAGAUAUCCUAGGUACCCUGCGUGGAAAGAUAGACGUUUCAUCAGUGUGGGAGUACCUAAUCCUGUACUGUCAGCUAGCCGGCGCUGACCGUCGCUUGAAGUAUCUUGCCCUGUACAUCAGUGAGCUGACGCUACUCCAUAUUGAGUUUGGUCGUUACUCAUUGGCCCUCCUAGCAGCUUCGGUCUUCUACCUAGCCAGAAUCAUCGAUGUGUGUGAUUGCACCUGGCCUUCCAAGCUAGUGGCUUUCACAGGUUUCCAGCAAGGAGACCUUGUAUCAUGUACACUCCACCUUCACAAAAAAUGUUUUUCAGAGGAGCCACUGUUGGACCACCGCAACAUCAAGCUGUCCGCAGUGAAGCAGCGCUACGAGGAAGAGGAAUUCCAAGAGGUCAGCAAGAUCCCAGUGUUGGACUACGCCACGUUGCGCGCUCAUCUCUACGUCAAGGAAGACGACCUGAUCGUCGAGGAUAAGAUCCUGUCCUUGCCCGGUACCCCGACUCCCUGUGGUAGAAUGGAGCCCUUCCUCAUGUCGCCGUCCCGGACCUCCAGGCCAAACAGGCAUCAGGAAGAGCCCAAACAAGACAGGGAGGACCUUGUUACCACGCCAACGGGCGAGCUAUCCACCAAUGCCCUCGAAAGAAGCUUCCAAGACGCCAGGAACGAGAGCAUGAUAUCCUUGGAAUCGGGCUAUGACGCCGACAUGGAAAGUGAUGCGGAGGGAGAAAUGUUAACCGACAAUGCUAAUGAUAAAGGCUUUGUAUGGCCCGUCUGUACUUCUGAUGUAGCUACCUCACCUAAGGACCUGCCCGCCUCAACAUCCACCGCUGGAGAAUCUUCCCAUCAAGCAUUCCAGGAAUCUCAGGCCGAACCCACCGUAUGCACCAGCGCUACAACCAGUGCAAUACCCAUCGCCGAAGCAAUGCACCGUAACCAGGAACGCACAACCACUGAACCUGAGGCCGACGCCAAAAUAUCGUGUGCUGCUGGUAAGUCAACCGCCACUCCCCUGCCAACAUUUGCCACCAGAGAUCAGCAGAGCCUCAACGGCCCCGUCGUGUACAGUGACCCCAGCACCUCAAGGGACAAAGUCCCCCAACCUCAGAGGCCCUAUGUAGGCCAGACUUUCAAUUUCGACUCCAACGGCAAGCUGAGAUUGGGCUCACCCCGGCGACCGCUCAAGCGACUAGAGAACAGCCGGUGCCGGAGGAAAUCCAGAAAACAGUACAGUGACAGGAGGAAUGGGAGUCGAACAAAUGAAGCUGAGAAUGCGCAGCUGCAGACCUAGGCGUGACAAUAUAAUACAAGUUUCUACUCAGGAGUUGGACAUAUUUUAACCAAUGAGCGCGCUGUUACAACGUCUUUCGAAGUACAAACUUGAAUCGCAGGUUAUCGACGUAAGUCGACAUAUCGCUAUAAUUAAACAAAGUACAGUUUUCACAGACUUUAAGUUUACGAUUAACCCUAACCCCUUGGGUGUUUCGACUAGGAACCCUGCUGAACGCAGCAACAUGCAUCACUUGAGUGAAUGACAAGCCUGCUCAGUGGAGCAAGACCAUCGGGUCAAACAUCUCAAGGCUAAACUGCCUGAGAGUCUGUGGUCUCCAACUGCAGCAGGAUACAACUGUGGCAUCGUUCAAUGGAAAGAGCUCUCAUUGUUUCAGAAUCUUCCGUUUUAUGCACUGGUGUUGAUGGCUCAGUGCAGCAAGGUCCCAGGUUAACUUGUGCAUCUGAUGCACUGUAUUGCACUUGGCAGGGUUACGGUUAAAGAAAAGUUUAUUCAAUUUACAAUGUAUAUGAUGUUAUUCUGUAUGUACGUUAGCCCCCCCCCCCUUGCUUCAAAAUGUGGCCUUUUUCUUUUCAUGGAGCAGUUUGUGUUUACAAAACUGUCACUAUGAUGGUCAAAUUCAUGUCACUGACUAAACAGAUAUCUGUAUAAGAUUUGAUACAGUACUCUCAGCAGUUUUAAAAUCUGAAUGUCAGUUGAGAUGAACUGUGCAUGUAUUCAGCAAUUUCAGAUAGAAUGAAAGCCGUGUUUUAGUUUCAAUUUAAAGGGCUCACUCAAUGACAGCCAUCUCUGUAGGAGAACUGCAACUACGUAUUUUACGCAAUCAAGCACGCAUUGCGCAGUGUUGAAAAUGUUCCAAACACUCGCGCUUGUUGCGCAAAAUGUGUUUGAAAUAUGAUGCAGCAGAUGCAGGUUAUGCAAGUUGACGCUCAAAACGCCGAUGCACGUGGAUGGUCUGUAGGAAAUGACGUCAUUUUGAACGAGACCUAUUUGGUGCAUUAUCAAGAAACAUUAGAAUAGUAUGAUGAUUUUUUUUAACAAGCUGAUAGUGCUUGUUCAGUCUCUUGACUUAAUACAUGAAUUCAAAUUAAGUGUCAGUCAGAAGUUGCUGAGAUUGAUUGAGCAAUAAGCCUCUGUACUGAUGACUUCUUUUAGACCAAGUACGGGUUCCUGCACAAAUAAAUAUCUAUUCUGAAAUCCUGUUCUUUUUGCAAUUUGUGCUUGACGUGUACCUGCGCAGAAUUUGAGGCUGGUUCAAGCAAUUAUUGAAAUGUAAUGACAUCAUUAUUGGUUGUUGUCUUCAAACAAAUGUGUUAUAUUGAUAUAUCCAAUGCUUCACCUAGCCUCACGAUAAAUCAUUUUUGAUCCUUUUUAAUCUAAAUGGUCAGAAAAUGUUCGAAACAUGAUGAAGUAAAAGUGUGCAUUCCAAGAUUCCACUUGGACAUAUUCUCAAGAAAGUUACUAUGCAAACAAUGAAAUUUAUGUACAACUAGUCUUUUUUUUCCUUCUUAUUUUUAGCUUUUAGUUUUGUACUGAUAAAGAAAUACAUACUUUGUUUAAUAAAAAAGGGCAAGUAAACAAGAAACAGUACUUUCUGUUGAAGUCUUUCAAAUCUGCCAACCCUAGAGGUCAAUUUGAAAAAGGUGGUUUAUUUUUUUGUAUUGCAAUACCUUUUACUGGCAAAGUGAUGACUAUAAUGCAGUUUUGCAAAUAACAAGUCCACACAUAUGAAUUUACCAAAAACAAUUUUUUUGGAGUAAAUUACAUUUCAUACUAUUCCUAGCUUAAAUGUAGAAUUUGUUAGACAUUAUAGAUUUUUUUCCCCUUUUCUUUUCAAUUUUUACUUUUCUUUGAUUUUUUUUUUGUUACAA